AUGGGUCUCAAGUCUAUCCUCGUUGCAGCCCUGGCUGCUGUUGCCAUCGCCAAGCCAGUUCCUGAUCCGCUCAGCAUGAUGAAGCGGGCUGGCCCUGCCGCCGGACAGAUCGCUCUUGCAUACGACGAUGGCCCAUCGGGCAACACGCAAAAGCUCGUUGAUACGCUCAAUGCUGGCGGCGCAAAAGGCACCUUUUUCGUAACCGGCACCCUAUACGGCUGCAUCUACAACCAAAAGACGGCGCUGCAGAACGCAUACAAAUCGGGCCACCAAAUCGCCUCGCACUCGUGGUCGCACCCGCCAAACUUUGGCUCCCUGUCUACAAACGACCUCACGACGCAAAUGACGCGUCUCGACCAGGCCCUCGUCAACAUCAUCGGCAAGAAACCGACGUACAUGCGUCCCCCGUACCUUGCUACCGGUGGAAACGUGCUCCCCACUAUGCGCACUCUGGGGUACCGUGUCAUCACUAAUGAUGUGGAUAGCGGGGAUUGGUCUGGCAACACGCCGCAGCAGAGUCAGCAGAAGUUUCAGCAGGCGGGCACGAGCGGUAAUGGGCAUAUUCCGCUUAUGCACGAGACGUAUGCUUCGACUGUUAACACGCUUACCCCGUGGUUGAUUACCUGGGCUAAGAACAACAACUUGAAGCUUGUUACUGUUGCUGAGUGCUUGGGCGAUAGUGCCGGUGCGUAUACGAGUGGUACUCCCAACGGUGCUUCAUCUUGCUAG
This is a messenger RNA of Pyrenophora tritici-repentis Pt-1C-BFP, 729 nucleotides long. NCBI's taxonomy places the organism in Eukaryota, Fungi, Ascomycota, Dothideomycetes, Pleosporales, Pleosporaceae. The record is from RefSeq and is a predicted model, not a curated record.